UGGGUGGGGGGGAGAGAGAAAAGCAAGGAGGGAGGGUCUCCUGGAGCCCGCCCGGAGGAGCCAUCACCGCGGCGGCGUCGAGCCUGGCGCGCCCGCCGCUUCCUGGAGCCGAGGAGCCUUGAGGGCGCCAUGCGGCGAUGCUCCCCGGGGUGGCGGCCCCGAUCCUGCCUCUAGCUGCAGGUGCGGACCCCCCCUCCCUCCAGAGACGCCGGAGAGACCCCCCCUCCAGCCAGCCAUGUACGCCAAAGGGAAAGGCUCCGGCGUACCUUCCGACGGGCAGGCGCGGGAGAAGUUGGCGUUGUACGUUUAUGAAUACCUUCUUCACAUCGGAGCGCAGAAAUCAGCGCAGACCUUCCUCUCAGAGUGUCUUCUGGGACCUGUACUGCGCUGCGCCCGACCGGAGGGAGACGUGCGAGCACUCGAGCGAAGCCAAGACCUUCCACGAUUACAGCUCCACGGCCGCACCCAGUCCUGUGAUGGCAAAUGUGGCCCCCGGGGAUGGAAUGGCGCCCAGUCCAAUGAUGUCUGGGUUUUUCCAGGGACCUCCAGGCUCCCAGCAGGCCCCCCAGGGCUCGCCUCACCACCCCAGUGCCGCGAUGAUGGGGCUUCAAAGUCAGCCGUUCAUGUCUCCACGCUUCCCGGCCGGACUGCGGCCUUCGCUACGGAUGCCAAGCCAGCCACCGGGGGGUGUGCCUGGACCCCAGCCUCCAAUGUCCAGCGCGAUGGACCCCGCGGCAUGGGUGCAAGGGCACCCCUCCGUGGGUCCAAUUCAGCGCAUGAGCCCCCCACGUGGCCUGACAGGGAUGGCCCCACAGAGUUACGGUGCUGUGAUGAGACCCCCACAUGGAUCCUUCGCAGGUCCUGGCAUGCCGGCGAUGAGCACAGGUCCUGGAGUACGAAGCCCCUGGCCAAAUAUGAAUGCAAACUCGGUCCCGUAUUCCUCCUCGUCUCCGGGCGGCUAUGGGACCCAGCCGAACUCCACCGUCCUGUCGCUCUCGGCUUCACCUCAGGGCCCCCAUGGCGGUGGGGGCCCGCCUGGCACCCCCCUGCUUCCCAGCCCCGGAGGGUUGUCUCCCUCCCUUCUCUCCCCAGACUCCACCAACUCCAGCGAAAGCAUGUACCUGAUGAAUCCCAUCGGACCCCCCGGAAGUCGGCUCAGCUUCUCCAUGGGGCUGAGCCCCGAAGGCGCGAUGCCCGGAAUGAACGCGAUGGAGCCACAACACAUGAACGGAUCCUUAGGUCCUGGUGAAAUGGAACCCAUGUCAAAGGCUUCUCCCAGCAGCCUGGCGCCUUUGAGCAAUCCUCCUGGCACCCCGCGGAACGACGGCGAGAUGGGCGCCGGAUUCCUCAACCCGUUCCAGACCGAGAGCGGCAGGUCCUGCGUGGAGCGCCGCCCGCGGCGGGGGCGAGGUUCCCGCGGGUCCCGGGGUCCACGUGGGGGCCGGGGCGCCCCGUGGCCAGGCAGGACCGGACCGGCCACUCCCAACGCCGACGACACCAUCUCGUACUGGAAACAGGGGCAGCUGUCCGAGUUGUGACCCCGGGGGGCAGGUGCCCCCCCCAAUGUCUCUCGCUACGGAGCGACGCCACUGGUCCCCAAACGCUCCAGUGACAUUUCCCUAGCGUCCGCCUCCUUUGAUACGACCUGGACUGACCACCGUGGAGGCAAGACGGGGAGGUCCUUUCAAAGAAUAAUAAUUUAAUAAACUCUUCUCCAUCCCGGCUGCCUAUCCCAACUCGGAACUGCUGAUCCAAACACAUUUAUAGAUCGACUUGUGUCGCCCCCAUCUCUCAGACGCUUGCGAAAUCUCCAAUGGGGCAGGCUGGACUGCCUUGUUCUCCCCAUCUCCCGGCUUUUUUUGACUUCACAGCCCCUCGAAGACACCAGGAGCACCUGGGGUACUUUGGGGGAAGGCGCUGGGCAACCCCCCCCAAAAAAAAUGCUGCAGAGCUGGAUUGUCUUUUGGGGAGAGGGGCGGCGGAGGGGCUGGAUUCUGUAUUGGGGAAUUGAGUUGGGGGCAUGGUUUGUAAACAGGGCGGAAGGGGAGCAGCGUUUGUGGGGGGGCAGGCUCGCGGGAACCCUGCUUUUGCACCUCCCUUGAGUGUUUUCUCCUGGCACCGUCGAACUCGGACCGCCUCCCCGAUGGAAGAGGAGAGGGUUUCGUGCAUAUCGAAACAUGGCCUGCUGUACAGAGGCGGAAUUCGCAUCCGUGGCCCUGCCCACUUUUGCCUCCAGCCCCCAGAGCGGGGCAGGGAAGUAGCCUCUGUUCAAGAAACCCACGCCAAACCCUGAUUUAAUACUGGUUCAGAGCAGGCCUUGCGUCUUUUAAAUGUGUGUGGUUUUUUGUUUUGCAAGACAUGAUUCAUUGUUGGUGUGGGAGAAUCCCCACAUUUUCCCCUUCCCUUUCUUCUCACCCCCCCCAAAAAACAGAAUCUUGGAUUAUUUUUUUAAAGCUGGCGAAAUUCCUGUAGCGGCCAGCAGGGCGGCGCUCUUCUGCAGGGUUUUUUAUUUACCUCUCUGCAUCCCAAUUUAUUAAAACUCCCACCCGUUUCUGUCAGCCAAGAGCAGCGAUCAUUAACCUCGAUUCCUCCACUCUGCAAAGAUGUAAUUGGACUACAAAUCCCAUCAGCGCCAGUUGGCUCAGUCAGUGGCCAGGAAUGAUGGGAGCUGUGGUGCAGCUGCAUCUGGGGACUCCCCCCCCCCCAUUUUUUUUUUGAAGAAUGCUGGACUAGAGCAGUGGUAGUUGUGGCCCUUUAAGAAAAGGGGGGGUGUCCACAGAAACUGUUGCUCCACCCACAUUUAGCCUUUGGCUCCGCCCCAGCCCUGGCAUGAGGUCGCUCAGAGGCUGGAAAACUCAUUCCUUUCCCUUCCUAUAUAAAUUCCCAGUGGCAUUAUUACUAUUUUUUAAUGCACGUUCCCUGCCACUAAAUUGCUCCUAAACUUUUGAUAAAAGGAGAUUUCAUAGUCCCUUCCAGAUCGACGAUUCUAUAUGCAAAAUGGGGAAAACCUGCCAGAUUACCCGCUCUCCCCUUCCGUUUAAACUUUAUAUUUUUUAAAACAUUCUGCUUUUGCUACGGAACCUCAUGCAAUCUGCAAAAAGAAUUGAAUUCAGAACGGGGGGGGGGGUGAACGAGAGGGCAAGAUUCGCCUGGGCCGGUUGACGUUACCUUAUUAUUAAUUAUUAUUAUUAUUGCAAGAGGGGGGAGGAUCUUUGAGAUGGGGUAGAAAUUGCUUGCCUCGGUGGGUGGUUUCUUUCGUCGCUGUAAAUAGAACUUACCGUUUUUUGGAAAGCCGCUUCAAUUUUUUUAAAAAGUCGCCGACAAGGAGGGGAAAAAGAAUAGAAAGCCUUGCAUCAAUAAAUGUUAAACUUUGAUUUUUUAAAGAAAAAAC
Molecule: messenger RNA, 3391 nt
Organism: Podarcis muralis (Common wall lizard)
Lineage: Eukaryota; Metazoa; Chordata; Lepidosauria; Squamata; Lacertidae
Source: RefSeq, a predicted model, not a curated record